UCAAAACGUUUAGACGUUUUCUUACUUUUCUUGUCUGUGGCUGUUGCUGAUUAUGGCUGAUCGGGAGAAGUUGUGUCAGCAAACUCCACUUUAUUUUUAGUUUUGAAAAAAUAUUUAUCAAGCAACUAGUGUGUGUGUUUUCACGUGAUAAGUGCAACAGUAGUCGUUUAAUUAUAGUGCAAGUGUUCCAAUCGUGUUGUGUUAUAGUGCAUCGCGAUCUAUUAUUAGGUUUUUUUUAGUCUUAAAUUUCGCGUUAUGUUCCAUAUUUGAUUUGUAAGCAACCGUGGCGGUCAAUAUGGGGCAGAGUCCGAGUUCGAUGAGGAGUAAGAGCGGUCGGCGCUCAUUCCGAGGGUUUGCUCGGCGGCACAAAAUGAAUAAAUCCAGUUUGAGCCAUACAUUCAGUUUGCCGCCGUCGGAGGAGUACCCGGAGCUGAUGAAUGUGAACACGGCCACGGAGGAGCAGCUGAUGACCCUGCCCGGGGUGAACCGGCAGCUCGCGCGCGCCAUAGUGCUGCACAGACAGAUGAUCGGCCGCUUCAAGCGCGUCGACGACCUUGCCUUAGUCUCAGGUAUAGGAGCCGAGAAAUUAGAGCUGCUUAGACCAGAAAUAUCAAUUAGCAACCGCAAACAAGUUUCAAGAGCGAGCUCCUGCUCUCAAUCGUUAGACAGCGUCCGAGUCUCAGUAGAAAGCAAGCUUUGUUCCGUUAAUUCUUCCAGUGUUUUCCAAUUGCAAUGUGUGCCCGGUUUGAACCAAGAGAUAGCAGCAAACAUAGUAGACUACCGGAACAAGAAGGGACCAUUCAAGUCGCUAGAUGACUUAAUAAAAGUCCGGGGAAUGGAUGUUGUGAGGCUGAGCACUGUAAAGCAACACCUAAGUCUAGAGCUAAGAAAAUGCGAAAGUCUACAGCAUCUGACCAACGGACAUGUAAAUGGUUGCUCAGAUGAAACAUUAGCUAAAUCACUUUUAAAUGGUGUCUCCAGUACACCAAAGACGCCUCAUAGAAAAAGCUUAUCAAUGCCAAAUAAACUGCCUAUGACUUUACCGAAUGGUUUUGCAACGGCACCUGUAAAUGAUAUCCUAGAUCUGCUGUCAGCAUAUUCGCACAGACCAAUAGUUGAAGAGGAUUUUAAAUAUGAGCGGGAUGGGAUCAAAUGCUGUAGGAUAGCUUCGUGGAAUUUACAUCAGCUUGACGUUGAUAAGAUAACAAAUCCGGGCGUCAGAGAGGUCAUAUGCAGGACAAUUUUGGAAAACAAAUUGUCCCUCAUAGCAAUCCAAGACGUCCUGGACGCGGCGGCUCUGAAGAUCCUUUGCGACGAGCUGAACUCGCCCUCGCUGCGAAGAGUUAGGGAGUGGAAGAGCAAUAGUCACAGAUGGGAGUACUGCAUAGCUGACCAGUUAGAUAGUAAAAAGUUGGGUUUCCUCUUCGAUUCAUCCAACAAAGGUAUAACGAUAGAGGAUAUACCCCUGGACCAAGUGUGCCUUCUUAGCGAAGCGAGCGAGAUCCGGCCGCUCGUCAGCGAGCUGGCAACGUUGCGGAGCGAGCGAUAUGUCACUGAACCACAAGCGUUCCUGCUCUCCGGGCGGCCAACAGUCAUCCUCAACGUAGUGUGCCACAACCGACUGUCAACGGAGGACGUGGAGCAUCUAGAGAGGGUCGUCAAGAUGGCCGACCGGUGCCGGCUGCCGCUGGCGUUGGCUGGCGAGUUCUGCUGCUGGAGCAACGUGCAGACUCUCGAAUGCUGCGAGCCGCUCCUAGACGAAGGCCUAUCCACCACCAUAGACAACAAGUACUCCGGCCAGAGCUGCAUCCUCUCAGGUACCGACAAGGCCACCUUCAACGGUCACUUUGGGGCCAUCAAAUCUGGCCUCAGCCACCUCGCGAUCCCCCGCGGCUGGUCGUGGGGCGGCCCGGCCUCGCCCUACUGUCCCAUAUGGGCAGAGAUUAAAAUCCCCGAUUGACAGGAAUCGAGGCUGAUCUGUUGUGUAUCUUCGAUUCUGUUCUUCCUGCACUGUCUCCUUCUGGUGGUGUUGCACAUGUUCUGUUUUAAUAGUCACGUGUUUUAGUAGUUAAUUUGGAACAGAUAUUCAUUGUAGAAGGUUUGUAAUUAAAUUACUAAAAUCGUGCCUCCCAGUUUGAGAGAUGUAGAAUGUAGAUGACGCUGUAAGAUUUCAUGCUAAGGCCUUCAGCAUACGGCAUUACACGCCUCUAUUGUUAGAGCGUUAGAGUGCGUGUUCAGAUAUUGUGAACACCAUGGCCGCCCCGAUGUAUCUGAUGGCGCCUGUACGGAGGUGCACAGCAUUUUUAAGCAUUACAACUUUUCUACAAUCAAUAGCUGUUUGAUUUGUUAGGCGGAUUGUUUGAAUCCCACUUCUAUCCAUUGAAUUGUUAAAUAUGAUAUCUUCCUUUUUAAGUCCCCAAUAGAUAUACAGCCGAUUUAUACUAGCAACAUAUUGAUGUCAUUAAUCACUUUCAGUAAAUCUGAACUUUUAUUGUACCAUGCACUAUGUUAUAUUUAAGAUGUUUUAAGAUUGUGACUGGAAUAUAACUUUAAUUAAUAAGAAUAAUAAAUUGUCAAUUUGUUCAAAUCGACUCAUUCAUUUCACAUGGAGCACUUGUUAAGUUAUUCACCUAUAUGUGGCUUUCCAGCACAGAAAGGGUCCUUAAGUUAUAAGUUAAAUAAGAACCUUGUUAUCUGAAAUUUCUACAGAGAUUCUGACAAAAAGAUACUUAUUGCAUAUGAAGCAUACGGUCCCUUCUCUGAUGAAAAGACACAUGUUUACUAUUAUUUUGGGAUCAAACAUAUUUUUUGCACCGAAGUUAAAGAUGUUUUAUAUUUUAACAAAUUUCACUGUAAAAUGUAGAUGAAAUAUUAUUUAUCCAAAAUGGUGAUUUACUACGUGAUUGUAUAAUUUAAUUUUCGUAUUUUUAAGUUUUCCUUUGGUGUUAGGUAUUAUUUUAAUGUUUUACUGAGUUUUUUUUUCUGUACUUAGGAAUUAUAAAGAGGAAUGUACUAGUGAAAUGAAUUUGCGUCCUUUAGCGUUGAUACUACCGAUGUAUAUAAUCAUAAAUUUAAUUAUGUACAUUACUAAAAAUAAGCAGAUGCUUGUAUAUACGCGAAGUAUUUUUUAAAACUAUUGCAAACUAGUAGGUAUUUGUGUAUUUAAGCCAAUGCUACUCUUAGUGAACCUAUACAGAUGUAGUUCAUAAUAAUUUACGCACACGUCACGCAAGCUGUGUGCCGUCUCUCAUAAGGAACUGUAUAUUACAACGCGCACGUGCACAUCUACGCAUGCGGUGUGCACGGGCCAUUAUUGUGGACUUUUCUGAACGUAGGUAUUUCGAAGUCAUUUCACUUUAAACGUCAAACUUCUAUGAAAUUAUGACGUAUACAUAGUUAACACUUGCACUGCGUGGGCUAUCAAAUCUGCUGCAGACUUUGUUUGGUGCGACUAUACUUACUUUUUGUACCGAGACUGACUGAAAUAGCAAGACACGUUCGUACGUUUCCGUGAAAUACGAUGGAAAAUAAUUAUGCACUACAUCUGUACACUUGUCUAUUUUGUUUAUUUAUUUAUUACAUGUACACGUUUUGCAAGUGAAAAUGUCGUUUUCUGAUACUCAUAUUUAUUUCCAGUAUUUACAGUUAUUUAUUUAAGAAGGAUAAUAAAUAGUAACUAUCGCUAACUCGUAGCACUUUUUAACAUUGCAAGUUGUAUCUUAUUGUCAUUGGUAUCAUUCUCAAUAUCUAAUGGCUCCUCU
Molecule: messenger RNA, 3761 nt
Organism: Cydia fagiglandana
Lineage: Eukaryota; Metazoa; Arthropoda; Insecta; Lepidoptera; Tortricidae
Product: endonuclease/exonuclease/phosphatase family domain-containing protein 1-like
Exons: 6
Coding region: 296-1960 (554 amino acids)
Cellular component (GO): plasma membrane
Source: RefSeq, a predicted model, not a curated record